Molecule: messenger RNA, 1220 nt
Organism: Vanessa atalanta (red admiral)
Lineage: Eukaryota; Metazoa; Arthropoda; Insecta; Lepidoptera; Nymphalidae
Product: protein obstructor-E-like
Exons: 7
Coding region: 44-1171 (375 amino acids)
Cellular component (GO): extracellular region
Molecular function (GO): chitin binding
Source: RefSeq, a predicted model, not a curated record
GUGUCCUCUUCUGAUGUCCUGGUAGGAACACGUUGUGUUCACAAUGAAGGCUAUCAAUGUGUCAUUUUCUUGUAUUUUCUUAUUUGCAUUCGUGAAGGCUCAAAAUUUCAACUUAACUUCAUCUCCAAACACUAAGGUUAUUAUUUUUGUCCAAGAAUGGAUAAGAGAAACAAAAGAAUUGAAUGAACUUAAUUUGCCCCCUUUAAUUUCCUUUGGCGAUAAAGAUUUCAGUAAUUUGAGUGAAGUUUACGAAAAAGUUAUAAAGCCUAUCUUUGAUAGUAAUGAAUAUCAAGAAGGUCAUACUUUGACUAAUAAGAAUUCUGAGGAAGAAAAUAAUUAUAAAGUAAAUAUCAAAGAAAAUGUUACUACAUCUGAUAGAACUGACACAGAUAAUUUAGACAAUAAAACUAUCAAAAGCGAAACAAGCCAAAGGACAUGUACAGAAAAAAAUGAACGAUAUCCGAUUCCAGAAAGCUGUGAUAGUUACCUUGAAUGCAAAAAUGGCAUUGCAGAGAAAAAGCAAUGUCCAGAUGGAUUGCGCUACAAACACAACAUAACAUCAAAUCCACCUUGUGUAUAUCCGGCUGAUGUCCAAUGUAAUCCAGGCUCCACAUUACAACCACCAAAUCCGACGGAAUAUUGUCCUAAUCAAAAUGGAUACUUCAAGACCGUAGACCGCUAUAACUGUAGCAGUUAUAGAAUAUGUGUAAAUGGCGUCGGUUAUGAGUACAAGUGUCCUGACGGUCUCGCUUUCAGUUCAUCAACUUAUCGAUGCGAAUGGCCUGACACGGUGCCUCAAUGUGACGCAGAGGGAUUAUUUAAUUUUCGAUGUCCUAAGCAGCUUCACAGCUCAACGAAUUUGAAUACUCCAAGAAGCUACAGAUCUCGUACGAGUUGCACCACAUAUUACACGUGUAUUAACGGUAGACCACGACGUUUCGAAUGUAAUGAAUUAUUUGGUUUCGACGAAUCAAAUCAAACCUGCGUUCCGGCCUUUAAGGUGUCAGAAUGUUCGGAAUCUCAGAGAAAUUUAGCCCGCCGAAAUAUCAAGCAAAAUGUAAAUGGCGAAUACGUUGUACGCGAUCUUAUUGAUUAUGAUAAUUAUUUUGAUAGUAGAGCGGUGCCUAUUAAUUUCUUUCCAAGAAUGAAAAAACCUGAAAUUAUUUAUUAACAUAAUAAGGAUGCAGAAUAUGUUAAUCCAAAAACAUAAAAUGAAAUAC